This is a messenger RNA of Alternaria burnsii, 555 nucleotides long. RefSeq lists its product as uncharacterized. The transcript has 4 exons. The coding region runs from base 1 to 555 and encodes 184 amino acids. The record is from RefSeq and is a predicted model, not a curated record. Lineage: Eukaryota; Fungi; Ascomycota; Dothideomycetes; Pleosporales; Pleosporaceae.
AUGAGUAUUCGGAUAAAUGCGACGGUGCAAGAGGCCCGAACAGCUGCAAACCACAGCCAGGAACAAUGGGACCGAUUCUACUUCAUAACCAAAGACGAGGCCAGGCAGCUUGCGGAGGCGCACCCUGACUGGAAAAGAUGGAUCCUCAUCCCCGCGAACGAGAAAGAACAAAUGCUGGAGAGGAUCAACACCCGCCUUCGAGCUGAGGGUAUUCCACCAGUCGAGAUGAUAAUUUUGAAAUGGCGGGUGUCGCAACUGCUCCGAGACAUCCAACGGAAAUACGCUAAUCCAAAUGAUUUCCAGAAGCCGGCAGUAUGCUACAAGGAAUGCCGGCAGCGUUCAGUCAUCGAGCCCACAGCGAACGGAGUAUUCACCAAGCGAGACUCGUCCAUACGACCCAAUACGGGAUGUGUAGUACCCAAGCCAUCGGAGGAAAUCUGUCUUUUACAGUGCGCGUUCAAUGUCGAGAAAGGAACACCCGACCAACAUUCGGUAUUCGAGCCUGAUACCCCAACCGCACAGCGCGGUAUGGAUAACGAGGAUAGAGCGAGAUAG